Messenger RNA from Rhinolophus ferrumequinum (greater horseshoe bat), 2096 nucleotides. It is a transcript of the gene MTHFD2, whose product is annotated as methylenetetrahydrofolate dehydrogenase (NADP+ dependent) 2, methenyltetrahydrofolate cyclohydrolase. NCBI's taxonomy places the organism in Eukaryota, Metazoa, Chordata, Mammalia, Chiroptera, Rhinolophidae. The transcript is spliced from 8 exons. Gene Ontology annotation, molecular function: methenyltetrahydrofolate cyclohydrolase activity; methylenetetrahydrofolate dehydrogenase (NAD+) activity; methylenetetrahydrofolate dehydrogenase (NADP+) activity. The coding region runs from base 49 to 1101 and encodes 350 amino acids. Gene Ontology annotation, cellular component: mitochondrion. Gene Ontology annotation, biological process: tetrahydrofolate interconversion. The record is from RefSeq and is a predicted model, not a curated record.
GCGGCCCGCGCCCGCGUUUCUCUGCCUGCACAGACACCCGCGUGGGCAAUGGCUGCUGCCUCCCUCGUGUCCACGCUGGCCACCCGGCUGCUUCGGCCCGCCCAGAACUGCCGCCUCCGCCAUCGUCCCUUCCACCUCUCGGCUGUUCGAAAUGAAGCUGUUAUUAUUUCUGGAAAGAAACUUGCCCAGCAGAUCAAGCAGGAAGUGCGGCAGGAAGUGGAUGAGUGGGUGGCAUCGGGCAACAAACGGCCGCAUCUGAGCGUGGUUCUGGUUGGUGAGAAUCCUGCAAGUCAUUCCUAUGUCCUCAACAAAACCAGGGCUGCUGCAGAUGUGGGAAUCAACAGUGAGACAAUUGUGAAACCAGCUUCAGUUUCAGAGGAAGAAGUGUUGAACUUAAUCCAUAAACUGAAUAAUGAUGAUAAUGUAGACGGCCUCCUUGUUCAGCUGCCUCUUCCAGAGCACAUCGAUGAGAGAAAGAUCUGCAAUGCUGUUUCUCCAGACAAGGAUGUUGAUGGCUUUCAUGUAAUUAACGUAGGGCGAAUGUGUUUGGACCAGUAUUCCAUGUUACCGGCUACUCCAUGGGGUGUGUGGGAGAUAAUUAAGCGAACCGGCAUUCCAACCCUAGGGAAGAAUGUGGUUGUAGCUGGAAGGUCAAAAAAUGUUGGAAUGCCUAUUGCAAUGCUACUACACACUGAUGGGGCACACGAACGUCCUGGAGGUGAUGCCACCGUUACAAUAUCUCAUCGAUACACUCCCAAAGAGCAGCUGAAGAAACAUACAAUUCUUGCAGAUAUUGUGGUCUCUGCUGCAGGAAUUCCAAAUCUGAUCACAGCAGAUAUGAUCAAGGAAGGCGCAGCCGUUAUUGAUGUGGGAAUAAAUAGAAUUCAAGAUCCCGUCACUGCUAAACCCAAGUUGGUUGGAGAUGUGGAUUUUGAAGGAGUCAGAAAGAAAGCCGGUUACAUCACUCCAGUCCCUGGGGGUGUUGGUCCCAUGACCGUGGCAAUGCUAAUGAAGAAUACCAUUAUUGCUGCAAAAAAGGUGCUGAGACUUGAAGAAAGGGAUGUACUGAAGCCUAAGGAGCUUGGAGUGGCAACUAAUUAACUGUUGUGUCUCCCCCGUCAUGAACAGUACUCUACGCCAGUGCAAGAGGCAAAACAGGCCAAUAGCAAUGCAGUAUUUUUUAUUUAUUCUACUGAAAUGAUUUUAAAUGAUGCUUUGUAUUUAUUGAAAGCUUACAUGGGUGGGUGUUUGGGCUCGUAGCUGCAGCACCCCCAGGGAGCAUGCCAGUAAUCGUGCUGGGUCCUGUGACCCAGCCUUAAGAGAAGCCGUCAACCUAAUGAUUCGCAUGGAGGUCGUUGUUACACUGAGAAUGGCUGCUUAACUUUGUCAGAUCAUCAGUUACAAUUUGCCUUUUCUAGGAUCGCAUUUCCCAAGUGCUAUUCCAAUAAGAGUUGAUACUCACGUUAGGUUCUAAACCUUUCGAGUUCAACUGGUCAAACCAAAGGAAAACUGUUGCUAGAGAAAAUUAGGGAAAAGGUAAAAAGGAAGAAACGAUGGUAAUUGAGUAAAAAUAUUUACUCUAAUUUUGUAUGUACUGACUGAUAACCAGAAGAAAAGUUACAUGUUAAUAGUAUCCUGAGCUGUCAUUUUAUAGCUUAGUCAGUCACUGGAAAGAUGUCUAGGGUUGUUCCAUAUGCGAUUAGCCCGUUUUGUGUGUUACCAUUCAUGAGGUCUCCAUAUUUUAGUUUUCUAGGCUUGAAAGGCUUAUUUUAUAAAUAACUUGAGUGUAUUAUUAUAUUUGUUUUUUCCUAUAUCUUUAAACUUCAUUGUUAAAUUUUUGUACUGUUGGGGGCAUCUGUGGUUUCUUUGGUAAAUCUUGAAACCUAUUUUUGAAAAAUAAAACUUGGGCUUGAUAAUCAUUAGGGCAGCUUGUAUAAGUAUGCAACUUACUUUUCCACCAAAGACUUGUCAGUAGCUGCCUGCUUUUCUCUGAAGCGCCUGUUGGUUUCCCCCGAUAGGUUUUUAAGAGCUUGAGUAAUGAAUUUUGUUUGUUUAUUUGUUCAUUUGUUUGUUUAAUAAAACAAUUCUGAAUGGUA